UUGGUUCAAUUAUGGCAAGUGAGCGUACGUUAAAAAGUAGCAGCGGAGAAGAAUACUCAUAUUACGAAGCUUACCAACAUGUGAACAGUACUUCCGGAAACACGAUCGACACGAUCGGUCGAACGUUGCAGCACUUCGAUUGGCCGGACUAUGUUGUAUUUGUGUGGAUGCUGGCUGUCAGCAUCAUGAUUGGGAUCUUUUUCGGCUAUCGAAACCAUAUGCAACGCAAAAGCCGACCUCAACAUAGUAGGAAUAUGACGGAGGCUCAAGACUACCUGGUCGGUGGAAGGAAGAUGCAAACGUUUCCAGUGGCUGUAUCAUUGGUGGCAAGCUGGGUAUCGGGUGUUCCGAUGUUGGGAACGGCAACAGAGAUCUAUCUUUAUGGCACUCAGUUCUGUUACAUUGUGUUCUCUAUGGUGCUGGCGGGAUUGUUGAUGAAUUAUCUUUUCUUGCCGGUGUUCCACGAGCUACAGAUUACAUCAACAUAUGAGUAUCUGCAGCGUCGUUUCGAUUCUCGCAUGCGACUUAUCGGAUCGAUACUAUUUGCAUUGGCUUGUAUAUUGUGGAUGCCGAUCGUGAUCUACGUUCCAGCAAUGGUAUUUAAUCAAGUAACUGGAGUGGACAUUCACGUCAUCACACCGAUCGUUUGCAUAAUAUGCAUGUUCUAUACCAGCAUCGGUGGACUGAAAGCAGUUGUCUGGACGGAUGUUCUUCAGUCUGGUGUAACGCUGCUUGCUUUGCUGGCUGUCCUGAUUAAGGGCACGUACGAUGUCGGAGGACCAGCAGAAGUAGUACGCAGAAGCAUUGCCGGCGAAAGGCUAGAGCCGCCAAACUUUGAUCCGAAUCCAACGCUGCGCCAUUCCUUCUGGAUCAUGCUGCUAGGUGCACCGUUGUGGGUUUGCGAAGGAAUAGCAUGCAGUCAGGAUAUGGUACAACGCUUCCUAGCGUUGCCCACGCUAAACGAUGCCCGAAAAGCGCUGAAGGGUUUUGUGAUCGGUUGGAUUGGCAUAAAUGUUACAUUUUUCAUGAUAGGAUUAUUGGUGUACGCCACCUACCAUGAGUGCGAUCCUCUGACGGCUCAAUUGGUAAAGGCAAAGGAUCAACUCUUGCCCUUCUUUGUGAUGGAAACGUUUGCGGCGUAUCCGGGCAUGACUGGAGUGUUUGUGGCGGGCAUCUUCAGUGCAGCGCUCAGUUCACUGUCAUCGGCACUGAAUGCUCUGUCUGCUGUGACGCUGGAGGACUUUUUCAAGCCGUACUGCAGGAAGCCGCUGACGGAGAAACAAACUAGCUACAUAAUGCGCGGCUCGGUGCUGGUGUACGGAGCAGUGGCUGUAAUGCUGUCUUUGUUGGUGCAACAUCUCGGCACGGUGAUGCAGUUGGCAAUGACAUUGAGUGCUGCUUCUGCGGCUCCCUUGCUAGGGAUGUUUGUAAUGGGCAUUCUAAUGCCGUGGGUGAAUGGAACUGGUGCUUUGUAUGGUGGCAUAACAGGACUGUUGACGAUGUUUUACAUGUGCUAUAAUGCGCAGUACUCGAUAGCUGCUGGCAGCAGAACGUUCGACACAAAGCCAGUGUCGGUUGCGGAAUGUGGAUACGAGGUCAGAUAUAAUACCAGCAUACACAGCAUAUUUAUGGAUGCAGAUAAACUAAUCGAGCAGGAGUAUCCGGAUAGUGAGUUGGAGCAGUUGGAAACAUCUAUCUAUCAUAUAUCUUACAUGUACUUCACGCUGUUCGGAAUGAGUGUUACGUGUGUGGCUGGAACGGUGGUAAGUUCGCUCGUAAAAUUGUGUGGGCGCGAUCGAGAUCAACCGAUCGAUCCAAAGCUAUUAGCACCGUACAUAAGAAAGAAGCAGUCUACGGACAUACCGUUAACGACACGAUCAGCGCCAUCCAAUCUCAAGUAGCCUGAGAUGUUCGAAAUGGAUUAAAACCGAUCUGAGGACGCCUGAAUUGUUAUGGGUUAUUGAAUAAAAGUGUACAGUAAAAUUGAAGGAAAA
Messenger RNA from Anopheles merus, 1994 nucleotides. RefSeq names its product sodium-coupled monocarboxylate transporter 1-like. NCBI's taxonomy places the organism in Eukaryota, Metazoa, Arthropoda, Insecta, Diptera, Culicidae. The record is from RefSeq and is a predicted model, not a curated record. Bases 12 to 1901 code for a protein of 629 amino acids. Gene Ontology annotation, biological process: transmembrane transport; sodium ion transport. Gene Ontology annotation, cellular component: membrane. The transcript is spliced from 6 exons. Gene Ontology annotation, molecular function: symporter activity.